Pocillopora verrucosa is the source of this 549-nucleotide messenger RNA. Lineage: Eukaryota; Metazoa; Cnidaria; Anthozoa; Scleractinia; Pocilloporidae. The record is from RefSeq and is a predicted model, not a curated record.
AUGAAACUUGCAUUUAAUUCUAUUGUCCGUAAUUGCAACAACAAUAGCAACCCUACAAAAUUGAUAAAAAAAGUGAUAAUGAAGUCACUUGGCCAACGUGACUUCUCUGCACAAGAGACUAUGCAUCAUCUCAUGUCACUGAAACUUGUCAGCUCAUCAUUUAAUGUGGUACCUAUUAGUCUAAAUGGUUCACGUAGAAUCAAAACUAUAACAAAUGAUGGAGAUACUGUAACCAAUGACUCAUUGCUUGAUACUUACGCUAAAAGGGAAAAAUAUAUUCAAACCAUCCCAGAUAUAAUGGCUCUUAAUUUCAUUCAUUUUGCAACAAAAUACAAACUUGUCAACAACAAACUAACAGUUCAGCCUCAUAACAUGAUUCCCAGAGUUUUUCCAGUAUUUUCUUCCAAUUCAAAAGGUCCAAAUUUUGGACUUUAUUGCAAAUAUCAGUUACUUAAGCGCAAACCUUGGCAUACUACACAAGACAAUGCCUGGGAUUGUCAGGAAGGCACUGAUGAAAUAUACAUCACAAAAUGGAAGGAAUUUCUACAA